AUGUUGCAACAACAAGCAUUGAUUGCAGCAUUGAUUGAAGCAAGGAUUGAUAAAGCAAGAAGAGGUGUAUUAUUUACACUCAGUCAACCUGGGGGUCAUCCUUACAAUUGGAACUGUGUUGUAGAAAAAUGUACUGGUCUCAUCAAAAAAUUUUCUGAUGAUCUUAGCACAGCAUGCAUUAAACCUCAGGAACCAAAACUACCUCUUGGUGUUCCAAGUUCAACAAUGACAGAUGUUAGUGCAUUUCAGAAACAAUAUAUAUAUCAGGGUGGUAAAGUGUGUCAUAUUUUAUUUAAUGGACAGACGAUAAUCUGGGCUGCGGAUGCAAUUUCAUCUUUAGCUGUAUUAUCAUUAAAUGAAGAUUCAUAUGGAAUUGCUCAAAAAGAUCUACCACUUAUAAUCAAUACUUUACUUGCAUUGAAGCAAGCUCUUGAUAAAUUACAAAAAUCAAAUAUUAUGACAAAGAAACAACAUGGAGAUGAUAAAUUUAUUAAACAAAUCUUUCAUUCUUUACGUGCUGCGGCAAAACGAAGUCUUUAUAGAAUAGUUACAUGUUUUGAAAUUUAUAUAGGAGAUUUAGGAUUAGAAACAACAACAGUGGAACAGUUACAUAGUUUUCUUGCUUAUAGGGAAUAA
Bombus terrestris (buff-tailed bumblebee) is the source of this 636-nucleotide messenger RNA. RefSeq names its product nucleoporin NDC1-like. Gene Ontology annotation, cellular component: nuclear pore transmembrane ring. The record is from RefSeq and is a predicted model, not a curated record. Gene Ontology annotation, molecular function: protein-macromolecule adaptor activity. The transcript is spliced from 3 exons. Bases 1 to 636 code for a protein of 211 amino acids. Lineage: Eukaryota; Metazoa; Arthropoda; Insecta; Hymenoptera; Apidae. Gene Ontology annotation, biological process: nuclear pore organization.